AUGGCAUCGAAAAGGGUUUUGUUGGUUGGCUUGGGCAACCAUACGCACCCACAAACAUGGCAUAGCAUAGGGAUGCUUCUUUUAGAUCAUAUAGCAUCACAGUUAAAUAUCACUUGGUCAAAAAAUAAAUCGAUUCACGCAUACAUCACACAACCAACUACGAUCUACGUCGACCCUUCUUUUUUAUCAAGGUCAUCAUCAUUUAAACAAUGUAAACUUUCCAAGAAAAAGAGAGCAAAAAAGAAAGAAUGGGAUUUUGGUAGUGAAUCAGAUGAAGAUAUCAAGACGAACAUCAAUUCUACCGUUCAAAAUGAUGUGUUUAAUAGUUCAGAUCUCCUUUCAGAGAUCGAUUCGUCAUUACUAUACGAUUCCUCAAAACAUCCUUCUCCAUUAUCAUCAACAUCAUCGGAAUUGCCAGAUGGUACACCCUCACCUAAGAUUCAACCAACAAAAUCCAAACCAAAACUUGAUCCGGUUCCUAUUGAAUUUACUCUAUUGAAACCUAUGUUUUUAAUGAAUGUUAGUGGGAAAUCGGUCUCGAAAGCAGCACGAGAGCUUCAAUUCUCGCAUUCGAAUAUGAUAAUUAUUCAUGAUGAUAUGCAGCGCGAACUCGGUAAAUUCAGCAUAAAAAAUGGUGGCAGUGCAAAUGGACAUAACGGAAUUAAAUCAUUGAUCGAUCAUCUGAAAACAGACGCAUUUCAAAGAUUACGAAUUGGCAUAGGCAGACCUCCAAAUGAUGAUCGAUCACGUGACACCGUAUCAGAUUUUGUUUUGUCACGUAUUCCUUCCAAUGAAAUGGAAAUUUAUAAAAAUGACAUAUUUCCAAAAUGUAAAGAUGAAUUAUUUAAAGCUAGCAUAAAUACCAAAUAA
Funneliformis geosporum is the source of this 870-nucleotide messenger RNA. The record is from the annotation of a GenBank genome assembly. Lineage: Eukaryota; Fungi; Glomeromycota; Glomeromycetes; Glomerales; Glomeraceae.